Zymoseptoria tritici IPO323 is the source of this 1078-nucleotide messenger RNA. RefSeq lists its product as uncharacterized. The transcript has 2 exons. Gene Ontology annotation, molecular function: protein binding. NCBI's taxonomy places the organism in Eukaryota, Fungi, Ascomycota, Dothideomycetes, Mycosphaerellales, Mycosphaerellaceae. Bases 41 to 1078 code for a protein of 345 amino acids. The record is from RefSeq and is a predicted model, not a curated record.
UUGAAGACUCACCAUCCUUGUAUCGAAACUCGAAACUACCAUGGCAGGUUCAGAAAUCCCCAACGAGCCGCCACCGAGCUAUACCCAGGCGACUGGUUCCUCCACCACCUCCGCCGCAGGCUCCAGCAGCAAUCCGACCGCCAGUACUCAUGACUCACACCUCAAUGUUCCCGGAGCAUCGUCCUCCAGCAGUAUCCCCGAGGCAUACCGUCGUUCCAUGGAACUGGAAGCUCGACCGUUACCUGAAGGUUGGGUGCGAACCUUAGACACGGAGAGCGGCCACCAAUUCUACGUCGACACUCGCGCCACUCCACCACGCAGUACCUGGGAUCACCCAUACGAUGACGAACAAUACCUCGCGACCCUGUCAGGGCCUGAGCGUGAACGCAUCGAGCAAGAGAACAUGACAUCGUACCUCGGAAAUGGCAAACAUGACCCAAGCAUGGAGGAUAUCAUCCACGGACACUCGGAUCUCGAAGACGACGCAGGAGAUCACAAGUCCAAGCCGAAAUUCAACGGAGCUCCGGUCGCAGGUGGUGCGGCAGCUGGAUCGGCGGCAGCAUCUUCUUCCGCACAUUCAGAUCUGCCACCUCGGCCAACCGACGGCAAGGGCAAAGGCAAGGACGGCCGCUCCUUUGGCCGCAAGUUCAAGGACAAGGUCACCGGCACAACCCACGAAGAGCGUUCAGUGGCUCGUGCGAAACGCGAAGAGGAAGAACAGAAGAUGUACGAGCAGCAUCUGCGAAUUCGCGAGGCGAUGCAGAAGGCCAUGCGAACCGGCGAGUCGCAAUAUCUGGGCAAGGAUCGCAACGGCGAGGAUGUGUGGUUACAACCGCCGCCGAGAGGACAGAUGGCGUAUGGCGGAGGCUUCGGUGGCGGUGGCAUGAUGGGAUAUCCGGGAGCUGGACGGAUGGUUAAUCCGUACAUGUCUGGCCCUUACGCUCCUGGUGGCAUGUACAACCGUCCGAUGGCUCCUUUUGGAAGGAGGGGAUACGGCGGCGGGACGGGGAUGGGAAUGCCGAUUGCCCUGGGAGGCGGCUUGCUCGCCGGUGGACUCCUCGGUGGCAUGAUGUUUUAA